AUGUCCGCGCCUCAGUCGGUCAGCGACUCCGUCCUGGGCUUGACUCAAGCCGAGCUCUAUCUCCUCCGGCAACAGCAACAGAUCUUGGCUCAGCGGAGCCAUCAAAGCGGUGGCAUGCCCGACCGUGGCCGAGGCUCGAGCAGGCAAUCCCAGCCCAGUUCCCGUGCCGCCAGCGCCGCCAGCAGUCAAGGGGUGCCUGGCCGGAUCAUGCUGGAUCCGCACAGCCUGCAGGCCCUGCAUCUGCAGCUGGACAAUCUGAUGAGGAGCAUCCAGCGCCGCAUUGGACAACUGGAGGAAGCUACCGAACAGUCCGUGCAGACCCACAGCAGUCGAGCCAACGGUGCCAUGCAAGAUGCAGACGCCCAAAUCGCCCGAAUGCGCCGCAUCCUAAGGGAGAUCGACGCCCUGGAGGCGGACUUUGAGAUGGUCAAGAAAAUCAGAGACAAGGUCAAGCAGCUAAGAAACCACGUCGACCAGGUCGGCGACCGCCUAGAACGGAGUCGCCCCAGCGGCCACGCGGCUGGAGGCCGUCCGCGGCGAUGA
Capronia coronata CBS 617.96 is the source of this 543-nucleotide messenger RNA. RefSeq lists its product as uncharacterized. Gene Ontology annotation, cellular component: BLOC-1 complex. NCBI's taxonomy places the organism in Eukaryota, Fungi, Ascomycota, Eurotiomycetes, Chaetothyriales, Herpotrichiellaceae. The record is from RefSeq and is a predicted model, not a curated record. Gene Ontology annotation, biological process: endosome organization. The transcript is spliced from 2 exons. Bases 1 to 543 code for a protein of 180 amino acids.